Messenger RNA from Stegastes partitus (bicolor damselfish), 1027 nucleotides. Its product is annotated as neuron navigator 2-like. Gene Ontology annotation, biological process: nervous system development; neurogenesis. Gene Ontology annotation, molecular function: protein binding. The transcript has 8 exons. The record is from RefSeq and is a predicted model, not a curated record. Lineage: Eukaryota; Metazoa; Chordata; Actinopteri; Pomacentridae. The annotation marks the transcript as partial.
AUGCCAGCCAUCCUGGUGGCCUCAAAGAUGAAGUCAGGACUCCCCAAACCCAAACCGGUGCACAGCGCCCUGCCCAUCCCCCAGACCCCCAGCAGGCCGUCAGCUCUAGCUCUGCCUCCGGCGCCGCUCAAGACCCACAUCCCCUCUCUGGGCCAGCAGGCGGGCCCAAGACCCCCGAGAGGCAACGCAGCAGAGUCAGAAGUUGUCGGAAACACUCAGUUGUCUGUAUUGAGGCGAGCCAGCAUGUCGGGGUACGGCAGCCUCAGGGUGCCGGUCAGGAGCUACAGCCGCUACUCCUGCGAAAACUUCAAACUGAUUUACACGGACUGGGCCAACCACUACCUUGCCAAGUCAGGACACAAGCGUCUGAUCAAGGACCUGCAAACAGACGUCACAGAUGGAGUGCUGCUGGCGGAGAUCAUACAGGUCGUAGCCAACGAGAAGAUUGACGAUAUCAAUGGCUGUCCCAAGAGCCGUUCUCAGAUGAUUGAGAACAUAGAUGCCUGCCUCAGUUUCCUGGCAGCCAAAGGAGUCAACAUCCAGGGUCUGUCUGCAGAAGAGAUUCGGAAUGGCAAUCUGAAAGCCAUCCUCGGCCUCUUCUUCAGCUUGUCCCGCUACAAACAGCAGCAGCAGCAGGCCCAGCGGCAGAACUCCCAGCCGGCCCUCCCGCCCACGGCCCAGUCCCAGAGCGCUCACCCUCCUCUGAGCCAGCAGAGCAGCGCCCCGGCCCAGCUCGGCCUCCCUCCGCAUGGGACUCAGGCCCUCCCAGCCCAGAAAGCAGCACAGGCCGAGAUGCAGUCCAGGGAUGGGUGUCAGAGUAAACUACUCAAGUUUUCCCUUGGUCAGAAAAAGACCUCUAGACUUCCUGGCCCCACGACGAGGGUGUCCACUGCCGGCGGUGACAUCCCUCCACGAGGCUCGGUCAGUGCUGCUGGGAACAGACGCAGUCAGGGCUUCAGUGACAAGACCAAAGCCAACUCGCACCUGAACAAAGGUAGGCCUCAUGCACACGCGCUGGCACACUCAG